CUGUAUCAUCUGUUUCUUGUCUUGAUUUUUUGGUAAAGGUGAUGAACCAUGAAGAAGAAAAGAGCCAGCCAGUCCAGCAGCGACUCCAUCUGCUCUCAUCUUGGCCUUUGCUAUGACCACCCGAUCAAACAAUGUAGACCUUGUGCGGACAGAAGCAAGGGCUCCAGGACCAACUUAAGUGUAAAUAACACCACUUGCCACCACAUCAGCUUCUGCUAUGACCGUCUCAUUGAACAAUGUGUAAGCUGUGAAGCAAUGCAAAGAGGCACCGCAAAGGAGCGAAUCGCCAUCCUCAGAGUGACCACCAUGACACCGCAAGCACCAGCACUUCUUGAAGUAGACCAGGCUUGUUUGGGAAUAACCUUAGCUGUCUAUGUUUUUCUGGGGAUAGUUCUGGUCACGACAGUGUUUUUGUUUGUAACAAGGCUGAAACAGAAGAGAAGGAAGAGGGUGAGAAAAUCUGAUGAAGAGGAUCCUAAAGAAAAUGAGAACGUCAUCAUUUGCAUUGAAAACGAAGCUCACAAAGGCCACAGCUGUCUGCCAGGAAAUGAUGAUUCUAAACCAGCCCAAGGCCCAGAUUCAAUUGGUACUUCAGACACUGCCAAACACAACAUCUUAAUAAGGAAUAUGCAUUAUACUGCUAUUGAUGGAAGUGAUGUCACUGAAGCAGCUUCUCUCUCUGCCUGUGAUUUAAAAAACACCAUUCCAGUGCCGGCAACUGAACUGGGUGCAACUAUGCUGGUGACCACCAAGACUACUCAGGAAGACUUCAUUGGUAAAGAGGUACCAUAACAAUUGUUUUAAAAGGACUGAUAUUAGCAGACACUGCCUCCAACAUUAU
Messenger RNA from Varanus komodoensis (Komodo dragon), 841 nucleotides. RefSeq lists its product as uncharacterized. Gene Ontology annotation, biological process: positive regulation of B cell proliferation; B cell costimulation; positive regulation of T cell proliferation. Bases 49 to 792 code for a protein of 247 amino acids. NCBI's taxonomy places the organism in Eukaryota, Metazoa, Chordata, Lepidosauria, Squamata, Varanidae. Gene Ontology annotation, cellular component: external side of plasma membrane. The transcript is spliced from 3 exons. Gene Ontology annotation, molecular function: signaling receptor activity. The record is from RefSeq and is a predicted model, not a curated record.